GAGAGAGUGAGAGGCACACAUUGUGAUAUCAAACAAACACAACUGACAUUUAGCGAAACACAAAUCAACAAACCCAAUGACCCAACAAGACCAAACCUCCUCGGCCUGCGACGCCGAGUUGUCGGUUGUUGUUGGUGAUGGCAGAGUGAAGGGUCCAUGGUCCCCUGAUGAAGACGCUGUUUUGAGCCGAUUAGUAGAGCAGUUUGGGGCGAGGAAUUGGGGCAUGAUCGCUCGAGGAAUACCCGGUCGCUCCGGCAAGUCUUGCCGUCUCCGGUGGUGUAAUCAGUUGGACCCUUGCGUAAAACGCAGACCCUUCACAGAGGACGAGGAUCGUCUUAUAGUUGCAGCACAUGCAACCCAUGGAAACAAAUGGGCCGCAAUUGCAAGGCUUCUUCCAGGUAGAACGGAUAAUGCUAUUAAGAACCAUUGGAAUUCUACUCUAAAGCGCAGGUGUAUGGAGCUGGGAGGAUAUGUCCCAGCACACAUUUAUGUUGCGGAAGAUGGUAGCUAUGAGAAAACAAAGGCAUCCUCUGAAGAAACCAUGUCCGUUGGUGAUAUCAAUGCAGUGAUGAAUCCUACAGAAGUUAGAAAUGUUGUUCUGGAUAAUGAAAUUAAACAGAAUGAAGACAAUCCUCCAAAAAAAGAUGGUGCUGAACUGGAGGGACAUUCUACUAUAUGUCGGCCGGUAGCACGUGUUAGUGCAUUUAGUAUUUACAAUCCUCCAAGCAGACCAACAACUGAAUCUGCCCAUUCAAAGAUGAUCCAAAAGCAGGACCCUUUAAUUCAACCAUUCAAAGCUGAAGUAGGAGCCUGCAAGUUAUUUGAUGAUGUUGGCUGUGAGCCCAUGAUUCCAUUGCAAUGUGGCCAUGGCUGCUGUGCAGCAGAGACAGGGAGAAUCCACUCUCAUGGUUCACUAUUGGGUCCUGAAUUUGUUGAUUAUUUGGAGUCAACCUCAUUCUCAAGUCAUGAAUUGCUCUCUAUAACCACGGAAUUAAACAAUAUUGCUUGGAUUAAGAGUGGCCUUGAGAAUCAUGUAGCUUGGGAAACUGAAAAUACAGCAAACUUGACAAGGGAGAUGCAAGAAUUGUUAUCAAGGCAGAUGCCACGACAACCUUUUGCAAUGCCUGCGGAAGUUUGAUGGAUACUUGAGCUUCCUCUUGUGGAUUUUUAUUUUUAUUUGUCUUACAACAGUUUAAUCUUACGGCGGAGGGCAUUAAUGUAUUGAGUAACCGUUUCUCUUUGACAUGAAGAUGCCGAGCACAUUUUGAUUGUGUGCUCCUGGAGCACACGCUCCUUCCAUUAAAAAGGUGGCAUUGGAUUAAAAAAUCAUUUUCCUCUCUUCUCCGUACACACAUCACAUUCAUUGUCCGGUUUUGAUUGGCUCACA
Gastrolobium bilobum is the source of this 1387-nucleotide messenger RNA. RefSeq names its product transcription factor MYB1-like. The record is from RefSeq and is a predicted model, not a curated record. NCBI's taxonomy places the organism in Eukaryota, Viridiplantae, Streptophyta, Magnoliopsida, Fabales, Fabaceae. Gene Ontology annotation, cellular component: nucleus. Gene Ontology annotation, biological process: regulation of DNA-templated transcription. The transcript is spliced from 2 exons. Gene Ontology annotation, molecular function: RNA polymerase II cis-regulatory region sequence-specific DNA binding; DNA-binding transcription factor activity, RNA polymerase II-specific. Bases 77 to 1138 code for a protein of 353 amino acids.